Miscanthus lutarioriparius is the source of this 1473-nucleotide messenger RNA. The record is from the annotation of a GenBank genome assembly. Lineage: Eukaryota; Viridiplantae; Streptophyta; Magnoliopsida; Poales; Poaceae.
AUGCGGGCGUCGUCGUCGUCGUCCAACGUGGGUAUUCGCCUCCCUUCCCCUUCCAAUCUCCUCCGCUGUUCUCGGGGUGCUUCUUCUGGGACUUUUAUACUGCGCUUUACAUCACUUGUUGAGGACAUGAUGAUGGUGGAGUUAAGCAAAGUUCUGAGAACUCCUGUUGCGGAGAUAAGUUCCAAGAGGGAGUUCUUUGGUGCACCUCAACAGGAAGUGGAAAAGAAGGCAUACUCACAGGAAGGAUGUGCUCAUGUAAAGGAGUUGCAGGAAGGAGGUUUUCAAACAAAGGAGACGUACACAAUAGGUCCUAAUGCAAAGAAGUUGCAUUUAGCAGCUGCUAAUGCUAAGAAGUCAUGUGCAGCACCUAGCCACAGUCCUACUGUGCUACUUCAGGGAAAUGUAGAUUCAAUUUUGAUGGAUGAUGAGGGCAUUUCCGUGGAUGAUGAAGUCCUUGUGGAUAUUGAGCUGAGGGCUGAAGCUGAUGCACAGGAAGCAGCCAGAAAGACUCAAAGUGAGGAAUCUUUAGUUGAUCCUAUUUUUUAUGCUGACACUUCCACUGCACAAAUUCCAGUUGAUGAUUAUGCAGAUGUUAAGUUCAACAUUGUGUAUGACAAUGAAAAUCCAAGGAUCAAAGUAAAUGAAUAUUUCCCUUCGAUGGAGAACUUCAGGAUGGCACUGAGACAGCAUGGAAUAAAGAAGGGGUUUCAGGUGCACAAAAUCAAGACGGAUAAGACUAGGUAUAGAGCUGAGUGCAAGGCAGAAGGCUGUCCAUGGAGAAUUGUGGCACGCAAAUUGCGGGACGGACCAACUGUUGUGAUUAGCAUGAUGCCUCAAGAGCACAAUUGCAUAUCUACUAGUAACCCUGUUACCUCAAUGGCAUCACAAAGCUGGGUUGCAGAGAUGGCUGCUGAUUGGUUGAGGGAGAGUCCAGAACUAGGAGCAAAAGAGUUGCAAGAGAAACUGCAGGAGGUGUAUAGUGUAGAGGUUAGCUAUGCUACAGUAUGGGGUGGAAGACAGAAAGCAAUGAACAAGAUUUUUCAGUCUUGGGAAGACACUUUUCAGACAUUGUACAAUUUCAGGGCUGAACUUCUUUCCUUGUCUCCGGGCUCAGUUGUGGAGAUUUGCACUAAGAUAUGUGGAGAUGAUGUCCACUUCGACAAGCUUUUCUUUGCUCUGGAGCAAUGCAUAGAUGGCUUCAAAACAGGCUGUAGACCUGACAUUGCACUCAACUACACAGACUUGGCUGGCAUCUACUCAGGGAAAUUAGCAUGUGCUUGUGCGCUUGAUGGAAGAGAUGCCAAGCUGAAGAGGGCAGGAAGGUUGAGUACGACGCUAACUGAUCAUCUCUUGGAACCAUGCAUCACUAUGGGACGCAGGAUGGCUAGCAGCAGGAGCCAGCUGAGCCGGGCAUGCAGGAACUGGAGGCCAAGCACUGGUCGAUCCAGAUGCGUAGGAGCCAAAGGCUUUUGA